Molecule: messenger RNA, 2265 nt
Organism: Pseudoliparis swirei
Lineage: Eukaryota; Metazoa; Chordata; Actinopteri; Perciformes; Liparidae
Gene: slx4ip
Product: SLX4 interacting protein
Exons: 9
Coding region: 226-1494 (422 amino acids)
Source: RefSeq, a predicted model, not a curated record
CGAGACAUCACUGAAGCAGAAACGUCUCCGAGCAGCUUCACAAGACCGCUGUCGACGGAGUGUGGCGUGUCGUAACGUUAGACAGUGUUUUGAAAAACUGCGACUCACACCGGUUUUGCAGUUGUUGGAAGACGCAUGAAAUGUGACGUCAUCUCCUGCCGCCUCCACGACUAACCGAUUCAAAGCUGUUGGCGGUGUAACUAGCUGACUGCUGUGUUUACUUCAAUGGCUCCUCUCAAAUUUGCCAUUAAGUGUGGGAACUUUGCCGUGCUGGUGGAUCUCCAUGUUUUGCCCCUGGGCGCCCAAGAGGACGCCGGCUGGUUUACCGCAAACCAUAUUCAGGAGGUUACUGCCCUGGUUCGAGGGGCUGUGGACCAGAGGGUUAAGCAGUACACGGACUCCCUCCACCAUGGAAGACAGCCCAAACAGAAGAAGGAGCUGACACCUGCUUCAGCCUUUUAUGUGAAAGGGAGACACUUCAACCUGGUGGCCAAUUUUCUGAAGCGGCAUUUCAACCUCAGAUGUGUAGACAAGCGGCUCUAUGGGGAUUUGCGUGUGUUUCCUGAACGCUAUGUUGUGUGUGCGAGCUGUCCAGAGGAUGCCGCGGCGCACCAUGGAAACCUGAGCAUGGCCGUGACUCAACUGAGCGAACAAAGCCGAUCAGAAUAUUUUUCCAGAGUGGGAGAAACCCAAGAGCCUUUAAACAGCCCCACAAAAACAAAGAAGACUGUGCUUCAAAAGAUAGUCCAGCAAGCGCUUUAUGGUCCCCGUGUAGGGGAACAGAAGAUUGACCCAAGAGCUUGUCCUAAAAACCAAAGAGGGGAACUUGAAGCUGCAGAAUCAGAACCGAGCCCAAAAGAGACUGCAUCCAGCUCUGGACAGAAGGCCCUCCCAGAGGCAGACCACACGAUGCCUUGUCCCAGUGCCUUAAAGGAAGCUCUGGUUGGGAAUACUCAAAAGCAGGGCCUGACCCAGAUGCAGCAGACUGUGAACAGUCCUCCAGACAGCAUCAACCCAAAUGGGGCCUCAGGAGCUUUCUGUCCACAUGAAACCAGCCAGGAGACGAGAAAGAGCAAGAGGUGCAAGCCAAGCGAUGCCGCAGAAGACCCUCGCCCACAGAGGGCCAAGAGGACGUGUCUUGGAAGACCUCCAGCCACAAUGCAAACUCACUCCACAGUGAGCUCCACACAAACAUCCACGCAUGACCUUGUUCCUCUUCCUCUCGUCGAAGCUGAGGCUUUCCCAGUCACCGGGCGCAAGAAAACCACACUGGAAGUGGAGCUGCUUACUCCAGAAAAACCGGCCCAGAGGCUCCCCCUCACAAGCAAUAACACGGCACAGACAAACCAAAACAGGCUGGCCGCAAGUCUGAGGGGCCUAUCUGUCAGGCCUGCAUCCUCAGGCUCCUCUAUUAGUUCCAGAUCCACACUCAAAGAGGAAGGGAGUGAAAAUGUGCCCAGAACCUCGAGAUUACGCCGAAUGAAGAGGUCCUGAGGGGGAGAGACGAGCGACAGUGAAGAUGCCUGACGCCACAGAGAUGAUAUUGUGUCAGGCUACAUGUAUACGUGUCACAUUUUAUUACAACUUCUGCUCCUUUCACAUGUGCUCUACAUUCAGUGCACACGCAGAUCAAAUGCUGAACCCAUUAUGGCAAUUGAUACUGGAGCGUUCGAGUUACGCGUUGUCAAAUUCUUGAAACCGACUUCGCCUCCACCCUUAAGUAGCGGCGGUCAAGAGAGGCUCGCAAAAUGAAAGUGGAGAAACCUUUAAUUGGAGUUUUAGAUUUGGUUUUGUGUUGGAGAUUGGGGAUUUCAGACCGGCAGGAGCCACGCAGUACGUCAUGGCUCCGACGUGUCUGAAAACUGUCCAGUUUCCCUGCUGAAGCUCUGCGGUGAUUGAUUACCGUUUCCAGAUUUAUUUCAUCACCUCACUCAAAAAUGUACUUAUGUCGUUGGAUUUCAUUCACAUACAAUUUGCUUAAUACUUAGUUGCUAAGCACCUGAAAUGUAUCUUUAAAUGUAAGGGUGUUAUGACGCUUGUUUGAUUGAACUUGGACCCAACAUAUGUGGAUGAAUGUUUGGAUCACUGACUGGGCCCUGGCCCAGAUGGAGCCUGGGGCGGUCAGGCACUCAGACCCCCAUGUAAAGCCAAAGAUGUUCCACUUGAUGACAUAAUGUAGCCCGGAUAUACAAGUCCCGAUUUAAUUUGACUUGUCAUUUUAUGAUACGUUUUUUUUCCAAACAAUAAAGAAAUCUCUGAAUCUUU